AGGUUCUUUUUGGCACCGCCGAUGGUCAGGUCAUCGUCAUGGACUGCCAUGGUCGCAUGCUAGCACACGUGCUUCUGCACGAAUCGGAUGGGAUCCUCAGCAUGUCCUGGAACUACCCCAGCUUCCUGGUGGAAGACAGCAGUGAAAGUGACACAGAUUCAGAUGACUACUCCCCACCACAAGAUGGUCCGGCUGCAUAUCCAGUACCAGUGCAGAACACCAAGCCACUACUCACUGUCAGCUUCACGUCAGGAGACAUUAGUUUAAUGAACAAUUAUGAUGACUUGUCACCUACUAUCAUCCGCUCAGGGUUGAAAGAUGUGGUGGUGCAGUGGUGUACACAGGGAGACCUACUGGCUGUUGCGGGCAUGGAAAAGCACAGUCAGCUUGCUGAACUUGGCAACGGUUCCAUGCUGAAGAGUGCGCUCGUCAAGUUCUACAAUGUCCGUGGGGAACAUAUCUACACGCUGGAGACACCCGUGCAGCGUCCCAUUAUCUCUAUCUGUUGGGGCCACAGGGACUCGCGCCUGCUCAUGGCUUCUGGCCCUGCGCUGUACGUGGUCCGAGUAGAGCACAGGGUCUCCAGUUUGCAGCUUCUCUGCCAGCAGACCAUUGCAAGCUGCCUGCGAGAUGACAAAGAUAUCAGCAAACUGACCUUGCCUCCUCGGCUCUGCUCAUACCUCACCACUGCCUUCACACCAACAAUCAAGCCUCCAAUCCCAGACCCCAACAACAUGAGAGAUUUUGUCAGCUACCCAACAGCUGGCAAUGAGCGGCUGCACUGUACCAUGAAGCGGACAGAGGAUGAUCCUGAAGUCGGAGGUCCAUGCUAUACACUGUACUUGGAAUACCUAGGGGGAUUGGUGCCAAUCUUAAAAGGGCGCCGGAUCAGCAAACUGCGGCCAGAAUUUGUCAUCAUGGAUCCUAAGACGGACGGAAAAGCAGAUGAAAUCUAUGGAAACAGCUUGAUUUCCACUGUGAUUGACAGCUGCAACUGCUCAGACUCCAGCGAUAUUGAACUGAGUGAUGACUGGGCUGCAAAGAAAUCUCCCAAAAUCAGUCGAGCUAGCAAGUCACCCAAACUCCCCAGAAUUAAUAUAGAAGCCCGCAAAUCUCCAAAAAUGUCACGAGCUGCUCAGGAGAUAUCAAGGUCUCCAAGAUUACCAAUAAGGAAACCUUCUAUUGGUUCACCAAGCCUAACUCGAAGAGAGUUUCCAUUGGAAGAUAUCACUCAGCACAACUACCUUGCUCAGGUUACAUCUAAUAUCUGGGGAACCAAAUUUAAAAUUGUGGGUUUGGCUGCUUUUCUACCAACUAACUUGGGUGCAGUUAUUUAUAAAACCAGCUUGCUGCACCUCCAGCCCAGGCAGAUGACUAUUUAUCUACCAGAAGUGCGAAAAAUAUCUAUGGACUACAUUAACCUGCCCGUCUUCAAUCCCAAUGUGUUCAGUGAAGAUGAAGAUGAUUUACCAGUAACUGGAGCCUCUGGAGUCCCUGAGAACAACCCUCCCUGCACCGUGAAUAUCCCUAUUGCUCCUAUUCACAGCUCAGCCCAGGCAAUGUCACCAACUCAGAGCAUUGGGCUGGUCCAGUCCUUGUUGGCUAAUCAGAACGUGCAGUUGGAUGUCUUGACCAAUCAGACAACAGCCGUGGGGACCUCAGACCACACAAGUGAGAGUACAGUGCAGUACCCAGUCCCCAGCAGGUACUCCAACCCAGGACAGGUAAUUUUUGGAGGAGUGGAAAUGGGCCGCAUCAUCCAGGCACCACCUCCACUUCCCCUGCCAUCACAGGGUGCAAUACAGAUGGCUAUGAUGGACCACAGAGAAGGAGACAGAGACCACGAACAUCUCCAGAAGGCAAAAACUUUACGGCCAGUUCAGCAGCUGGUGGAAGGAGAUGCUGUUGUCUUCAGCACCGCUCAAGAAAUACAGCUAAACAAGAUGAACCCGCCCCCUCCGUACCCUGGGACCAUACCAGCAGCACCCACCACUGCACCCCCUCCCCCACCCAUUCCUCCUCCUCAGCCACCGGUGGAUCUCUGCCUGAAGAAGGGAGAUUUUUCCCUGUACCCAGCAGGACAUUAUCAGACCCCUCUUGGCUAUGAGCGAAUAACAACGUUUGAUAGCAGUGGGAAUGUUGAAGAGGUGUGCCGCCCUCGGACAAGGAUGCUGUGUGCGCAGAACACUUACACCUUGCCUGGUCCUGGCAGCUCUGCCACACUGAGGAUUACAGCAGCAGAGAAGAAGAUGCAGCAGCCCUGCACCAGUGCAACUUUGAACAGGCUCACCGUUCCCCGCUACUCUGUCCCAACCGGGGACCCGCCACCUUACCCGGAGAUUGCUGGCCAGCUCUCGCAGGGCCGUAGCCUCACCCAGAGGCUGGACAGCAGUCUUAUCCAUGCUACUUUGAGGAGGAACAGCAGAGAGGCAGCUCUGAAAAUGGCCCAGUUGGUCGACAAUCAAAGAGCCACUUUGCAACUUCCUCCCAAGCCCAAGAGCAAUGUUGUAACAGCGCAGUACCAGCAGAGGGCACCGACAGCUUUAUACACCUGUAGUCAGUGCAGCAAUGGCAGUGGCAGUAACAGCAGCCCCAACCCAAAUAGUGGUGGUGCUGGGAGCCUCAGCAGUGCCAACACUAGCAACGUCACUAGUAGCAUUAGCAGUAUGAGGCCUGACCUAAGUGCAGCGAGUGGCUCCCAGCACAGCUCUAUCAUUGCUCACUCCAUCAGCACUUCUCCCUUGGCCUCCCAGUCCUCCUACAACUUGCUGAGCCCUCCUGACAGCUCUCGUGACCGGACAGAUUAUAUCAACUCUGCCUUCACAGAGGAUGAGGCAUUGGCUCAGCACUGCCCUGUGGAGAAAUCGAUAAGGCACGUGCCUGUUGCCUUGACAGAGGCUGCCAUUGUUGUAAAGCGGCCACCCCCGUACCAGUGGGACCCCAUGGUGAGUGAGGACAUAUGGGUUCCACAAGAAAGGACAGCUCAGAGUUCAGUGCCCAACACUCUUAAACCUGCUCCUCUAAUAAUUGGUCAAGCUCAGCAUCUGGACAUGUCUCGAGUGCCAUUCGUUUCCCCUAAGUCUCCAACCAGUCCCACUGCCACUUUCCAGACGAAUUACGGAGUUGGAGUACCUUACCCAGGAAGCUACGGUGCCCCUCCUCUUCAGGGAAUGCAGCCCCCCUGCUCCCCCAAAGAAGCUCUGGCCCCAACGCAGUUUGCACAACAGGAGCCAGCUGUCGUGCUUCAGCCAGGUUAUCCAUCUAAUCUCUCUUAUUGCCCCCUGCCACCCAUGUACCCAGGCAGCAGCACUUGCUCUAGUUUACAGCUUCCACCAGUAGCCUUGCACCCAUGGAAUUCCUACAGCGCAUGCCCACCUGUACCUAAUGCCCAAGGCACAUUGCCCCCUAAGCCACUCCUUGUGGUGGAGAAGCCGGUUAUGUCUCCACCACCAGCAGAGCUUCAGGGUCAUGUGGGUACAGAAGUAAUGGUGGAGACAGCGGACACCUUCCAGGAGGUGCUUUCAUUGACAGAAAGCCCUGUCCCUCAAAGGACAGACAAGUUUGGGAAGAAGAACCGGAAACGCCUGGAUAGUCGAGCUGAGGAAGGAAAUGUGCAGGCUAUCACAGAGGGCAAGGUCAAAAAGGAGGCAAGGACACUGACUGACUUCAACUCUCUAAUAUCCAGCCCCAGGCUGGGCAGGGAGAAGAAGAAAGUCAAGAGCCAGAAGGACCAGCUGAAGUCAAAGAAGCUGAACAAGACAAAUGAGUUUCAGGACAGCUCAGAGAGUGAGCCAGAGCUUUUUAUCAGUGGAGAUGAACUGAUGAACCAGAGUCAGGGCAGCAAAAAGGGGUGGAAAACCAAAAGGAAUAUGAGGACAGCCAGUGAGCUGGAUGAAUUCAAGUGUCGGAAGGCCAAUGAGAAGGAGGAUGGAAGGCUGGGCAGCCAGGGCUUUGUGUACGUAAUGGCCAACAAGCAGCCCUUGUGGAACGAGGCCACCCAAGUAUACCAACUGGACUUUGGAGGACGGGUGACCCAGGAGUCUGCAAAAAACUUCCAGAUUGAGCUGGAAGGACGACAGGUAAUGCAAUUUGGAAGGAUUGAUGGCAACGCUUACAUUUUGGACUUUCAGUAUCCGUUUUCUGCAGUGCAGGCCUUUGCAGUUGCUUUGGCAAAUGUGACUCAGCGCCUCAAAUGAAAUGAGCAGAGACUGGAGAGAGGAAAAUGUAACGAAACCUUUUCAUAUGGCCAAAACCAGAAGACAUCAGGGUGGCCUGUGUUAGGUGCACGGCGGUGCCUGGAAAUAAAGAAGGCAGUGAAACUGGAAAAGUCUCUUGGUGCCCCCCAAAAAGGGCAUUAACUUUAAUCAAUAUUGGGGUAUUGGGUGGGGGGCUGUUUUGUUUGGUUGUUUUGUUUUUUUCUUAAACAUCAUGCUGGGGUUUCAGAAAGAGCAAAGGGUUGAGAGCCGUUCAGUGUUAUAUCUGGAAAUGUGGCUUUUGGCUUGUUGUGGUGGUUCUGCCGUGUUUGCUGCAAUAGCUGACGUAAGCUCCUAGGGGGAUUAAAAAAGACUGCUCUUUUUGAUAGACUGCCUUAUACCAUGCUGUUCUUUUUAAAACAGGGAACAUAACUUUUUUCCUGGUCCAGUUUGUACUACUAUUACAUCAAUGAUAGCAGCAAAAAAAAAAAAAGAAAAAAGAAAAGAAGCUAUAAUACUUGAAGACACGUGUUUCUUUUCUGAUCUCUGAUAAUAGCUGAGCACCACAGGUACCAAGGAGGUUUACGUAGGUCAAUGUUUAAUUUAUUAAUAACAAUGUAUUAUUCAGAAGAGAAACUAAUCUGUUCCCAUUGGGUGGUUUCAAAACCCACUGCAUCAAAAAAAUUGAUGUCCGCUUUUUUUGUGUGCUGUUACUUGGGAUAAACGUGUGUGAUUAGGUGAUGGAAAAUAGGGAAGGAUUGAAUUAUGAGAUGUGCAUCUGUAUUUGUAUUGAACAACAGUAUUCUUCACCUUGGACUAUAGUUUGGUGAGGUACAUAGUGUGUCCUGGGGGGUCUCCUGCAGACUGGGGCUUCACCUGAACCUCACAUCAAUAUGUUUACACUCUAAGAACAAAAUCUUUAACAUAAAUCAAAUGUGCCCAGUGAGUAAAAUUCUUUUAAAUCUGUGUUUAGAUUUCCACAGUUUCACAGCAUUAUAGCAGUGUUUGAAUUGGGAAGGAGACACGCAUAUAUGGCAGGUUAGGGGACUGCUCAUCACAGCUGGUUGGAAGAGGAAAGAAAAGAAGAAAGCAUUGAAGAUGACCAUCCCUCCUGGUGCCCUGCUAUUUAAGUAUUUGCAUUAUCAACUGUAGUCUGUGAGCACUUAACACUCCGAGGCAGAAUGGGAUGCCAAAGUAUGUAUAGACUAGAUGAGAAUAAGGGAUUUUUUUUUAUUCAGCUGUAUACAGUCACUUGAUUAUUCCUAGCUGUAGAGCUCUCUAAUAUAAGUCAAAACCCAUGGUACUGCAAGGGAGUUGCUUUACUAGAGAGAGAUUCUGUUUCAUGAAUUUAAUGCUCUUUCUCUACCUUGUUCUCUCUCUCUCCCCGCUGUUUUGUCCUUUAAUACAUCUUGAUUUGGAAGUGCUUCCCUGGUAAUACCUGAAAGCCCUAAUCAUUCAUUAAAUAAAUUUCACAUUAAAAUCGCAAAAUGUGACAUUACCUGUUAUCAGGAAACCCUUUGUGUUUUUCAAACAAAGCUCAAUCAUACAUCAGGAGAAAAAAUGAUACAGUGCCAUUUUUUAAAAUAUCUAUAAAGGUCAGAUAGACGUUACUAGGCUUGGUUCAUUGUAGGGAAUGCAUCAUGUAACGCAGGGGAACCUGGUGUGGAAAGGUCCUGCUCCAGGGGGGCUUUGAAACCAGCACAGUCUCUGCAAGAGGGUAAGGCUGGUUUUGACAAAAGUUCCCAAGGAUUCAGAUCUUUACCCAGGCAUCUCCAGCAGCUUGACCCAGAAAGCCCCACCAGCAAGAGGCCACCUCCCUUCUCUCAUGGGAAGGAUGGUUGCUUCACCUGGGGGCUCAACAGCCCCUGCUUUUAUGUGGGGAGUAGAUCAAGUCCAGUAUUUCCCUUGACAUUUAACAGAGAAGGCUGUUCUAUUUACUUUUAUAAAUUAGGUUUUAUUGAAAUUCCAUCAAUGUUCUGCAUAUAGUUGCAUUACAAAGGAGUCCCCUUCAUCUCUGAAUUUACUAAUGGCAUAUUGGAGUGACGGCUUCAAGGAUGAGUAGGAAUGGGAGAGGUCAUGGAGGGAAACAAGGGGCUUGGUCCUGCUCUCUCUGAAAUCAGUGGGACUUUUGUCAUUGACUUGGAAGCAGGGAUUGGGGCCAAUGUCUGUUCAGAGUUAGGUGCUGUGAAAACAAUAGGCCCAAUCCUCACUUACAUGACUUCAGUGGCACUGCUUGUAGGAGAAGAGUGAUGGGUUUGACCCACUUGCCCUUCUAAACAGCAUUCCUCAUAGCACCAGCUAAUCCCAUCAGCAAAAUACAGACAGUGCUGGAGUGCAGAGAAGCAUGCACUGACUGAACACCUUGAGGCCAAAAGCAUAUUAUUUCCUUCCUAGAAGAGGAGCGUUCAGGGAAUAUUCAUCCUAAAGGGACAUUGUCAACCAGAUUUUGGCCAAGAAUUUAUAUUUCAUAAAGCAGUGUGUUUGUGUUCAUGAUCGUGUCUUCAUGUGUAGAAGUGCUUGGUUAACAAGGCCAGUCUCAACAGAAGUAUUUUAAUAGCACUGCUUUCUUUAACUUUCCAGGCAAGUUUGAACAAUUUGAUUAUGUACAUUCAUUUGAUCAAUUUGAUUAUGAUCCAGAUUCACAGCAGCAUCACACUUAUGCAGGCAAACCAGAAAAUGAAGUCAAUUAAACCAAAAGAAAAAGCUGCCAGUCUAGUCUCAUUUUGCCAAACUGUAAUUGUUUGGUCCUGGUAGCACUUACACUAUGGCAGGUGCUUUUCAUACAGAGGAGAAAGUCCAAUCCCUGCUCCCCCCAAAAAGCACAAGAGAUAAACAAUAUUAAUGGUAAGAAGUUAUUUACAAAAUUAUUUCUGUGAUAAACUUACGUAGUAAAGAGUUGUCUUUUUAAAAAGAGGUUGACAGUGUCCCUUUAAACCAUGAGCUCCAGGGCAUAAAAACUCCCUAGUUGUAGGGACACACUUCUGCCCUUGUUCAACAUACAUUUUGUUCUGAAAUCAGUGGGUGAUGUAUGCAUAUAGCUGAGAGUACAAUUUGGCCUUAAAUUAUGAAGACAGUGGGUCAUAAUGAUACUUCUCUAUUGUUUUCUCUUUGCUCAUUGAGAUACAAUUUAAGAAACAACUUUAAAAGCCCCUCCAAGUAGUAUUUUCACUAUUUCAUUCUGAUGACUUUAAUCCUGAAGAUUGCUGUUGCAUUCAGCCAAAAUAAUACUUUCACAUUUUAUAUUUAAGUGAUUUUUUCUGUAGAUAACUGUAAGUUCUUCUAGGAAGAAUGUAGCAGAGUGUUCCGAAUUAUCUAAUUCUUUUAUACAUACAGUAGUUUCUAGUAGUUCAAUAUGGUUUUCAAAGCUUUUUUUUUUAGUUGUGCAAUAAUUGUUACAGCCUGGGAAGUUUGUUUUGGGGCAGGGUUUUUUUUUUGGUUGGUCCAUUGGUUUAAUUUAAUUUUUUUUAGGGGGGGUUGAUUUAUUUUUUAAAGAUAAUUUAAUGCAGAUUUCCUGUUAAUGUCCAAGAGAGAAAUUAUUUAUCUUGCUUAAUGUAAUAAGUGAUUUAGGGAUAAUUUUAUUACUAUGUACCAGUGAGUUAAACACAAUUUCUUAUUUAUAUGAAAAAAGCAUCUUUGUAAUUAAUUGUUUGCUAGCAGUAUGUUUUGCUGCAAGAAAUUGUUUAAGGAUGUGUAUAGGAAGACUUUAAAAUUUUUUUUUUGCUGGACAAUGUGCAACAAUUUAUAAUGCAGGCACAAAUUUUGUUUAUCAAGCAGUUGAAAACAGUAGGUUUGUUGGGGAUUAUGUAGACUGACUCUACUGUGUAGAUGAUUUCUUUGGGACCUGCAGAAACCUGUCCUCUACACUGCUUUUUUUCCUGUUAUGUUUCUAAUUGUCUCUUUCAGUCAUGGAUAUAGUUUAAAAAACACGAAGCUUGACUGGCUUUAUCUUUUCUUAUUGCUAUGCUUGGUUUUGAGAUGGACUUGUGUAAUGAAAAAGCAAAUAAAAGGGUAUAUCUGGCUCAGUUUGUACAACAUUCCUCUACAGAGAGGGCCAGCACAGUUUAAUUCCACUUUAAGGGGCUAGAUUCCUUUCUGUUGCCAAACUCUGCUCUAGUUACAACCGUCUGAUUCCAAGGGCUAGUCUGUGCUGACCUCAGCCCUGAUAGUGGUUAGAGCAGCUACAGUGAAUCCUUCAGGAAAAGAGAGGCAGAGAGGAGUACUGUUCCCAUCAUGCCUUCUGUCUCCAACAGCACUCAUCCUGCUUCAAGAGGGAAAGGCAUCUGGUGCAGGAGUUGACUGUCCCAUUGGAUGGCCAAAUUAUUGAGAACCCAACUCACAUAAACGUAGUUUAUCUCUGUCUUAAAAUUAUACCUGUAUCUUCUGUGGGUCCUCUCUAGAGUGGAGAAUUUCACCCUGAGAACCAGCAAUACCUUACAGCAGUAGUGCUGUGUUUCUAGUAUGCUAGAAAUGAAUAUGUGAGGAAGGAUGGAUGGGAGGGAGAAAAAUAAUAAGGUCAAGUUAAUAAUUUCACUGAGCAGGCAAUAGCAAAGUGUAGUCAAAAUGAUCUUAUGCACUAGUUCCUUUAUAUCUGCACAAGAGGCCACCCUAGAUAAACUCCAUCUUAUACAACCCACUUGAAAGCCCUCCUCAAAACUUGAGAAUCCAGUUUUGUUUUGGUAAAGACAGCCCUGGUUGGCAGUCAGACUCUUAGACUGCAUCCAGAUGAGUGCGGCCGUGCAGUAUGUGGUGCCACAUACUGCACAUUCAGCUGUCCUCUGUGCUGCAAGGUAGUAGCACAGGGGGGUUUUUUUUGAUCCUUGGAUAUACAGGUGGCAGAAAAAACCCACACAAAAAAAAGCGGAGCAGUAUAUGCGGGGGCAGCAUGCACUGCACUGCUCAAAACUGAAGCCUGGCUGGCCAGAGCUAUGCUCCAGUUGCUGGCCAGGCUCCGGGCAGCAGGAUUGCCACCGCUGCAGCCUUAGGAGGCCCCCAGGAGUCCUGAUAAGGCUGCUGGGGCCAGUUCAGCCUCAUCUACCCCACCCGGAGUAACCUGUUGUGCACCAGAGGGUUUGUGGCACAGGCAUACCUGGGGACAACUAGCAGUGGCACAAGGUGUGCCGCUGCUAGUUGUCCCCAGGGAAGCAAACGUCCAUGCUUGCAUGGACACAGCCUUAGGGUGGAUCCCUAUAUGCAGGGCCAUGUGCUUAUAGAGGCACAAGUAGCCGUGGCACAAAUUUGUGCUGUUGCUUUGUGUCCCAAUGCAUGGCCCUGCACGUGGGCUUUGGCACACAGCAAAUUGUCCGGGGUAGGGGAGGCUGGGACCAGCACCUGUGCUGACCCCAGCAGUAUUACCUGGUGCCCUGGUGCAACAAGGGUGCAGAUCCAUCACCAUGGAGCCUGGCUGGCAUCCAGAGCAUUGAUCUGGUUGGCCAGCCCUCCGUUUGUUCCAGCACACAUUAUUGGCUCAUGCUUUGCACCACUUUUUUCCCAGAGUUUUUUGCUACUGGGUUUUGCCAGUAGCAAAUUUUGCAGUGCAGCGUACAUUUUGACAUUCCCUACAUGCAGUUUGUGGUGCCACAGAGUGGUUUGUGGUGCCACAAACCACACAUCCCUGCACAUGGGGACCUGCCCUUAGGCUCCAAACAGUUUGAGUGUAGUUAUUUCUGCAGUGUGACUGUUAUAUUUGGGUAGCCAAUGAGAAUAUUGCAACAUCUCCCUCAGAAUGGGUGAAUGUAUGAGGAACAACUUUGAAUAAAGAAACAAGGGGAAAAUUUGGCUUUUACUAGCUUUAAAGAAAGUAUAUGUCUGUUCCACAGUUAAUUGCACUGGAAAGCAAGGGCUCAUCUCUGCAGGGCUCUCACUACUCUGCACUGGCAGUCAAGAGCAAUCACAGGCAUUAGGGCAUGUUUGACAUGCUAGCUAAGGGCUGAGCUCUAAUUUCACUUAUACAGGUGUAAAUUAAGAGCAACUCAAUUGAAGCCAAUAAUCGCUCCUGAUUUACAGCAGUGUAAGAACAUGGGCAGAUGCCUACCUACACCAUUCCUAAAGGGGAGGGGUAGGUUUCCUGCUUGGGAGUGUACGUCAGCUGACCUGUGUAACUGUUUUAUCUGCUGUUAACCCACUAAGUGAAACUCAGUAGUGGUAAUUUAAUCCCAGGUCAUUUGGGUAAGGUGCUCCUAUUUAACUUCUACUCACCAUGGGUUGGGAGCAGUUAGUGAAGUAGUGCAGAUUCAGCUGAACUUUAGUAAAUCUUCCCAACUUUUUUCAGGGAUAUAAGUGUUUGAUCUGUCCAAGCCUUAAGCGAGAUUAAAUCUGGCUCAAAUUAUGCAUUUCUUUAUUUGUACAGAUAUAAAAUAGGGAUUGAGAUAGCAAAACUGCAAACCAUUAACUCCAGAGACACUGCAUGUUUCUUCUAAAAUUUCCAAAACAAAGCCAGGAAUUAAAUCCUAGUGCCACUGACUUAAAUUGGAGUUUUGCCAUUUAUUUUAAUGAGGUUAGGAUGCCACCACAGGAAAAUGGGUUAUAUUUGUUUAUUACAGGUCAAUAUAAUGAUUGGACCAGUGCCAGGGGAAGGGCCCUUUUACGGGUUUGAUGAAACAAAAAAAAUAAGAUUGGCCUGGCAGCUAAUUUUUUUUUUUAGUGUUUAGGCCUGGAUCCUUCAAUAGGAUGGACCAGCAAGGACUUGAAUGCCAACAUAGGGUUCUGCUGGCUUCAGUAGUAUUUUGUAAUUCUGCAUAGGCAAAGUGGGCUGCAGUCAUGGGUCUUUUUGCAGGAUCGGACCAGACCCUACGUGCAUCAUGGAAUGUAUACAGGUUUAUCACCCUCCCCUAAUAACAGGCUAAAAAAGGAAAUCAACUUGAGAUAAUAUUUGACAAAUUUACACAAAAACACAGUUCUGUACAGAAGCUUAACAAUUAAAAAUAUCUCAUUCCAACUCUAAGCAUUGCACAUUGAACGAGAUCUCUAAAGGCAUUUUAGGAAAAAAUUGCUUUGGGAUUAUGGCCGUGGGAGGGGUUGUUCAUAUUUGUGGAAAUAAGAAUUUAAGGCAAGAUCAGUAAUUGGGUAUAAGGAAAAAGGAGGAAUCACUGAAGCAAUUUUUGUUGCUAAAAUUAAACCCUGCAACUCUAUGCUUCUGAUUCUAUUGGUGGAUUUCUGCUAGCAGAUUCCUAGACCUGAAUGGAGCAAGCCACAUGGACAUAGGAGUCUGCUCAUGCAGAUCUACUUGUAAAAUCUGGACCACAGUGAGUUUGUGGGACUAAAAAAAUCCCAAAUACAUUCAGAGUGUGUACUGAAAAAUUGGGUGUAUGAUGUUAGACGGAUUUAAAGGCUGUAUAAUAUUUCUAAUCAUUGCUCUCUGCUUUAUGUACACUCCAAAUUUAAAAACAAAAUCCAAUACAGGCAUUUUGAAUCCUAAUAAAGUUGUGUACAUGUUGAAUAUUUACAUUGCUGGCCAGAUGAAUGGUUGGUUCAAAUAAUAAGUGUUAAGAUUAAAAAUAGUAAUAAACUGAGAGAGAGAUUUUUCUACAAUGUGCAGAUGAUUGAGUUCCUAGUAUUUCAUUAAAAUAGUGCUCAGCUUGUAAUUCCCAUCUGUCUAUGUUGUUUCAAGUUCCUUGUUGAUAAAAAUUUGUAGUUUUCCCUUCUUUUGUUGGCUUAGUCUGUGUUUUGCCUUUUGCUUCCUUUUAUUUCCCUCCCCCUCUCUGCCUUUUUUCUCUUUCCUGUGUGCGUGUGUUGGUGGGGGGGGUGUUAAAGAUCUUGUUGUUUAUUGUAGAUACAAAAUAUAUAGUGUUGUGGAAUAGCAUGGGGGUGCAUUUGAUUGAAAAAGGCACUGUAGUAUAUCCUGAAAAAGUAAUUUUUUUUGCAUUUGUUUAUAAAUGCAUUAUUUUGGUACUGUAACUUUGGACAUUAUUUCUGAAUUUAUAACAACCUUUUUUUUUGCUUGUUUUUUUUAAAGAAGUGUGCAGUCAUGCUGGUGCCUAGAUUGCUAGCUAAACAUACCCAGCAUGUUCUUUUCAAGCCUUUGGAAAAAUUGGUACACUGCCCAUGUACUUAUACAUACCUAUGCUAUUUUAAAAAUCUUUUGAAAAUUUUUGGUUUUUUUAAAUAUGUCGUUCAGAACCAGGCUUUUGUUGUAAUUACAAACCUACACCUACCCUGAUCUGCCUCUUCUUUUAUGUAUCUUGUGUAAUAGAUUUUGCAGGAGGUGCCUAGAAAGCAUUAAUGGUUUCCCUUUAAUAAUGUGGUUUCUCCAAAGUCUUUACUGUCUACAUGAUUGAGAGAUGGACUGAUUGCCCUAUUUUUCCUUGAUGAUUUGGAGUUGUAAGAGUUGUCCAGCUGUUGCUUAAUAAAAUUUUGCA
Molecule: messenger RNA, 12547 nt
Organism: Alligator sinensis (Chinese alligator)
Lineage: Eukaryota; Metazoa; Chordata; Crocodylia; Alligatoridae
Product: tubby-related protein 4
Exons: 11
Coding region: 39-4196 (1385 amino acids)
Source: RefSeq, a predicted model, not a curated record